Ochotona princeps (American pika) is the source of this 2364-nucleotide messenger RNA. RefSeq names its product solute carrier family 9 member A4 (gene SLC9A4). Gene Ontology annotation, molecular function: sodium:proton antiporter activity. The record is from RefSeq and is a predicted model, not a curated record. Gene Ontology annotation, cellular component: membrane. Gene Ontology annotation, biological process: sodium ion transport; proton transmembrane transport; regulation of pH. NCBI's taxonomy places the organism in Eukaryota, Metazoa, Chordata, Mammalia, Lagomorpha, Ochotonidae. The coding region runs from base 1 to 2364 and encodes 787 amino acids. The transcript is spliced from 12 exons.
AUGGGUUUGCUGCCCUUUGAGCCUUUCAGUCCUUGGAUGUGGUUGCUGUUGCUCAUGGCCCUUGCACGUUCUGAAGCAUCUUCUGACCUGGAUAAAUCCACCAACUCCACUGCCCGGCAUGGACCUAAGUCUUGGUUUGCUGCUGCCAGCUCAGGGCCAGAUGAGGGGAUAUCUGUUUUUGAGCUGGACUAUGAUUAUGUACAGAUUCCUUAUGAGGUCACCCUGUGGAUACUUCUAGCAUCCCUUGCAAAAAUAGGCUUCCAUCUCUACCACAGACUGCCUGGCCUCAUGCCUGAGAGCUGCCUCCUCAUCCUCGUGGGGGCUCUGGUGGGCGGCAUCAUCUUUGGCACCGACCACAAAUCCCCUCCCGUCAUGGAUUCCAGCAUCUAUUUCCUGUACCUCCUUCCACCCAUGGUGCUGGAGAGCGGUUACUUCAUGCCCACCAGGCCCUUUUUUGAGAACAUCGGCUCCAUCCUGUGGUGGGCAGGACCAGGGGCCCUGGUGAAUGCCUUUGGCACUGGCCUCUCCCUCUACCUCAUCUGUCAAAUCAAGGCCUUCGGCCUCAGCGACGUCAACCUGUUGCACAACCUGCUCUUUGGCAGCCUCAUCUCGUCCGUGGACCCCGUGGCCGUGCUGGCUGUGUUUGAGGAGGCACGGGUGAACGAACAGCUCUACAUGAUGAUCUUCGGGGAGGCCCUCCUCAAUGAUGGCAUUAGUGUGGUCUUAUACAACAUACUGAUUGCCUUCACAAAGAUGCAUAAAUUUGAAAGCAUAGAACCUGUUGACAUUUUGGCCGGAUGUGCGCGAUUCAUUGUUGUGGGCUGUGGGGGGGUAUUUUUCGGCAUUAUUUUUGGAUUCAUUUCUGCGUUCAUCACACGCUUCACUCAGAAUAUCUCUGCUAUUGAGCCACUGAUCGUCUUCAUGUUCAGCUAUCUGUCUUACUUGGUCGCUGAGACACUCUACCUCUCUGGCAUCUUGGCGAUCACAGCCUGUGCAGUGACAAUGAAAAAGUACGUGGAAGAAAAUGUGUCCCAGACAUCCUAUACGACUAUCAAGUAUUUCAUGAAGAUGCUGAGCAGCGUCAGCGAGACCCUCAUCUUCAUCUUCAUGGGCGUGUCCACCAUUGGGAAGAAUCAUGAAUGGAACUGGGCCUUCAUCUGCUUCACACUAAUCUUCUGCCAGAUCUGGCGAGCCAUCAGCGUGUUUGCUCUCUUCUAUGUCAGUAACAAGUUUCGGACUUUCCCCUUCUCCAUCAAGGACCAGUGCAUAAUUUUCUACAGUGGUGUUCGAGGAGCUGGAAGUUUUUCACUUGCAUUUUUGCUUCCUCUAUCUCUUUUUCCUAGGAAGAAAAUGUUUGUCACUGCUACUCUAGUAGUUAUAUAUUUUACUGUGUUCAUUCAGGGAAUCACAAUUGGCCCUCUGGUCAGGUACCUGGAUGUUAGAAAAACCAAUAAAAAAGAAUCCAUCAAUGAAGAGCUGCAUACCCGUCUGAUGGAUCAUUUGAAGGCUGGAAUUGAAGAUGUGUGCGGGCACUGGAGCCACUACCAAGUGAGAGACAAGUUUAAGAAGUUUGAUCAUAAAUACUUACGGAAAAUCCUAAUCCGAACGAAUGUACCCAAAUCAAGUAUUGUUUCCUUGUACAAGAAGCUGGAGAUGAAGCAAGCUAUUGAAAUGGUUGAGACCGGGAUACUAAGUUCCACAGCUUUUUCCGUGUCCCAUCAGGCGCAAAGAAUACAAGGAGUGAAAAGACUUUCCCCAGAAGACGUGGAGUCCAUGAGGGACAUUCUCACACGCAACAUGUACCAAGUUCGAAAAAGGACCCUAUCCUACAACAAAUACAACCUCAAGCCCCAGACAAGUGACAAACAAGCCAAGGAGAUUCUGAUCCGCCGCCAGAACACCUUGAGGGAGAGUCUGCGGAAAGGCCACAGCCUGCCAUGGGGAAAGUCGACUGGCACCAAAAACAUCCGCUACCUUUCCUUUCCCUACAGCAAUCAGCCUCUGAUGGCAAGAAGAAGUGCAAGGGCUGCUGCAUUCACAGAUGAUGACAACGAUCAUCCGGGAUUCCCAUCCGUGACAUUCAGCACACACGCUCGAACCGGGUCGCUUCAGGAAAGAAGCCAGGGGCGUGAAGUCAUCCCCCUGAGGAAUUUCCACAGAGGACGGAAGGCACUGGACACGGACAUCCAAGCUGGAGGAGGCAUGAGGAGGCUUUUAAGGCCCCAACCAGUGUUUCACAUAGUGGAUGAGGAUUUUGAAUCUGGAGAGGAGAGUGAGGGGGAGGCCGUGUCCAGCUGGACAGCUGAGCAGAAACAAGGCAGGGAGCACCACAAGUCCCACAGUCCUCUGCUCCAAAGAAAAUAG